Molecule: messenger RNA, 2061 nt
Organism: Letharia columbiana
Lineage: Eukaryota; Fungi; Ascomycota; Lecanoromycetes; Lecanorales; Parmeliaceae
Exons: 1
Coding region: 1-2061 (686 amino acids)
Source: RefSeq, a predicted model, not a curated record
AUGGCUGAACAGAGCCAAACAAACUCUAUCCAGGCCCGCAUUGCCGCUCUGAACCUGGGUCAAGUUGGCAGGGCACCAAUCACCGCCUAUGCUUCAAAAGACGACAUUCCGCCAGAGUAUACUCAGACGAGACCUCAAAUAGAGCAAAGAAGUCAAUCUAUAAGCGUGCCUCAAACUUCAGCAUCCAACGCGCUGUCGAGCAAUGGCAUUGGCAACGAGCCCAUCGGGCCAAGAAGACACGGCGUACUACCACCCCCUACGAAUAUCGUUCGAACAGGUCAAAGGGUCUCGCAGCCUGCAAAGCCUGUACCGGCGCCUCCUCCAAGGUUACCCGAGAGGAAAAUGUCUACACAACCUUCACCUGCACUGCCACCCAGGAGACCAUCUGAGAACUUGCAACUGAGCAGGAAGGCCUCAAAUGAGUCAAUCUCUUCGACCUUCUCAAACAUCUCCACAAUGUCUGCUCUGUCCAACGGAACGGCCAAGACUGUGCAUUCGAGGACACCUUCUAUGGACGGAAGCCGAGUCAAAGCACCGGUCUUCGAUCCUUCGACUUUACCACCGUUGCCCCCCAAGCGGACAAAGGAUGAUGUGGAGAAAAGAUAUCAGGAUAUUGAGAAGUCAAAGGCCUUCCCAGGGUACAAGGAUGUGGAGAGGGCUAGGAUGCCAUUGGUGGGCACUAAGUCGACAUCCAGCGUCGCAACUGUGGAGAUAAAGCCUCCCCCGAAUACGCCAUCGCUUCCUCCAAGACCCGCACGGCCAGCGUCGGGCACGGCUACCACGCGAGUUUCGCCAGAGCGACCACCUCCUAUGCCGGCCAGGUCUGCUCUUUCCUAUGGUAUGAACAGGCCCCAUGCCCAAGCACCAACCGAUGGAGCCAACGGCAGAGCAACAGGUCCGGGGCCGGCUAAUCCCGGAGCACCACCGCCUGUUCCUCUCACAUCUCGCCCCGAUAUCACAGAACUCCAUUCCACAAAUCCCAAGGCUCAGCCCCAAAUACCUACUUCCGCACCCUCCUGCCUCCUCUGCCGCGAUCUCUCCGCCCCAGACGCCCACGCUGCCAAGUUCCCCCGCGAAUCCGUUCCCUCUCUCGAUUGGAUAGCCACCCAACUCACCGCUCCCUUCUCGUCUCCUACAGACCAAGCCCGCGCAAUCUUCACUUGGCUCCACCAUAAUAUAUCCUACGAUGUCGAAGCCUUCUUCAACAAUCGUGUCCAACCGUCCACCCCUGCUUCGACCCUCAUGAGUGGGCUUGCCGUCUGCGAAGGCUAUGCUGGCCUCUUUACUGCCAUAGCUACAACGGCUGGUCUCGAAUCUGUCGUCGUCGGCGGCCACGGCAAAGGAUUCGGUUUCUCUGCCCUACCUCCGGGCGCACCAUUACCCGCGGAAUACUCUACGCAUGCCUGGAAUGCUGUUAAGAUCGAUAACGGAGAGUGGAAGCUCAUCGACUGCUGUUGGGGUGCGGGUAACGUCAAUGGGAAGGGCCAGCCUUAUAACAAGCAUUUCUCGCCGCGCUUUUUCACGAUGUCGAAUGAUGAGUUCGGGCUACGGCACUUCCCCACCAACAAAUCGCAAUUCUUCCGCUCGGGUGGUAGGAGAGUGAGUUGGGAAGAAUACAUAAUUGGUGAUACGGGUGGAGCGUUGCUGCAGGUCUACUCCGGCGUUGCGGAGAAAGAGGGCAUUAGCGAAACAACCUUCCUACCAAAAUAUCUCAAACUACCUGUCCGACCCUCCGCACCUGUCCGCUUCCAGUUUUCGCGCAUCUGUGAACAUUGGGAUCCCGUACGCAACGGCGCAGGGAAACCAUAUGUCUUCAUCCUAGCGAUCCACGGUAUUGAUGGGAGAGAGGAUGACUUUGUUCCCUUUGACACUAACGGGAUGUUUUGGUGGGCGGACGUUGUGCCGCAGAAGCUGGGAGCGCCGGGGCAGAGGGUCAGUGCCUAUACGGUGGAGACGCUGAAUGGCCAGAGUGGCAGGGGUCUGAGUGUGGAGGAGUACAGGUUGAAGAAGGGAAGGGUGGGGAUGAGCUUUGGGGGUUUGGCUAUGUGGGAGCUGGCUUAG